AUGGCCCCGGUCUCAGCGAGCGGCAGCAGGGAGGACGUUGGCACAGGGCAGGAGCGAACAGGCCUGGGGAGAAGGGGCAGGAGGUCGAGCGUUAGUGUCACGCCAGGAAAGGCCGGAGAGCCUGGAACAAGGGACCCCAGAUCGUCCCCGCCCCACGGCGGCCGGGCCGGCCACGGGCCCGACGCGUCCCCGCCCCACGGCGGCCGGGCCGGCCACGGGCCCGGCGCGUCCCCACCCCACGGCGGCCGGCCCGACCACGGGCCCGGCGCGUCUCCACCCCACAGCAGCCGGCCUGGCCACAGGCCCGGCGCGUCUCCACCCCACAGCAGCCGGCCCGACCACGGGCCCGGCGCGUCCCCACCCCACGGCAGCCGGCCCGGCCACAGGCACAAUGCAUCCCCACCCCACGGUGGCCGGACCAGCCACGGGCCCGUUGCGUCUCCACCCCAUGGUGGCUGGCCCGACCACGGGCCCAGCGCGUCCCCACCCCACGGCAGCCGGCCCGGCCACGGGCCCGGCGCGUCCCCACCCCACAGCGGCCGGCCCAACCACGGGCCCGGCGCGUCUCCACCCCACGGCAGCCGGCCCGGCCACAGGCACAAUGCGUCCCCACCCCACGGCGGCCGGCCCGGCCACUGCCCCAUUGCGUCUCCACCCCACGGCGGCUGGCCCGACCACGGGCCCGGCGCGUCCCCACCCCAUGGCAGCCGGCCCGGCCACGGGCCCGGCGCGUCCCCACUCCACGGCGGCCGGCCCGCCACAGGCCCGGCGCGUCCCCGCCCCACGGCGGCCGGCCCGGCCACGGGUCCGGUGAGUCCCCACCCCACGGCGGCCGGCCCGACCACGGGCCCGGUGCGUCCCCGCCCCACAGCGGCUGGCCCGGCCACGGGCCCGGCGAGUCCCCGCCCCACGGCGGCCGGCCCGGCCAUGGGCCCGGCGCGUCCCCGCCCCACGGCAGCCGGCCCAGCCACGGGCCCGGCGCGUCCCCGCCCCAUUGCCCAUUGA
Molecule: messenger RNA, 1005 nt
Organism: Mauremys mutica (yellowpond turtle)
Lineage: Eukaryota; Metazoa; Chordata; Testudines; Geoemydidae
Product: basic proline-rich protein-like
Exons: 1
Coding region: 1-1005 (334 amino acids)
Source: RefSeq, a predicted model, not a curated record